Cyphellophora attinorum is the source of this 579-nucleotide messenger RNA. RefSeq names its product 60S ribosomal protein L9-B. Gene Ontology annotation, biological process: cytoplasmic translation. The transcript has 3 exons. Gene Ontology annotation, cellular component: cytosolic large ribosomal subunit; ribosome. Bases 1 to 579 code for a protein of 192 amino acids. Gene Ontology annotation, molecular function: rRNA binding; structural constituent of ribosome. NCBI's taxonomy places the organism in Eukaryota, Fungi, Ascomycota, Eurotiomycetes, Chaetothyriales, Cyphellophoraceae. The record is from RefSeq and is a predicted model, not a curated record.
AUGAGGUACAUCGUUUCGACCGAGCAGAUCACCGUCCCCGACGACGUCAAGGUCAAGAUCAAGAGUCGCAUCGUCACCGUCGAGGGUCCUCGCGGCAAACUCGUCAAGGAUCUGUCUCACAUCGCCGUCACAUUCACCAUUCCCAAGUCAAACAUUGUGCAGAUCGAGAUCCACCACGGCAGCCGCAAGAAUGUCGCCACCCUCCGAACAGUCAAGUCCAUCAUCCAGAACCUGAUCACUGGCGUCACGAAAGGCUACAAGUACAAGAUGCGCUACGUCUACGCCCAUUUCCCCAUCAACGUCAAUAUUGAGAAGAACUCCGAGACAGACUUGCAGGAGCUUGAGAUCAGAAACUUCUUGGGCGAGAAGAUCGUGCGACGAGUAGUCAUGAAGGAGGGUGUCACUGUCGAGCCAUCGAAGGGUGUGAAGGACCAGAUCGAGAUCUACGGCAACAGCGUCGAGAACGUGUCACAGUCAGCAGCCGACAUUCAGCAGGCGUGUCUGGUCAAGAACAAGGAUAUCCGAAAAUUCUUGGACGGUCUGUAUGUUAGCGAGCGGGGCACGAUUAUCGAAGAAUAA